Messenger RNA from Mizuhopecten yessoensis (Yesso scallop), 598 nucleotides. RefSeq lists its product as uncharacterized. The transcript is spliced from 4 exons. NCBI's taxonomy places the organism in Eukaryota, Metazoa, Mollusca, Bivalvia, Pectinida, Pectinidae. The annotation marks the transcript as partial. The record is from RefSeq and is a predicted model, not a curated record.
UUUUAGAAUGUGCAAAAUCAGUAAGUUUCUAAAAAUGAAGCUUACUCAAUCAAUAUAUGUGGCAACCUUAUGCACAUCAUAUUACAUAAAGGGAAGCGGAUAGUAUGGGUUACAACAGAAUUGAGGUAGUGACUGUUGACAAUAGUUAAGGAUUACAAGAGCCGGGGACACGCAUUUAGCAUCAGUCGUCUGUAUAAUAUCGCCUGGACACUGUUUAUUUAACAGCGGAUGAGAAUUAAUUCAGGACAGUGAAAAGCCAUAAGCAUGAAAAGAAAUUAAAUAUGGAUGAUGAAUGGAGCAUCAAUCAGACACAACAGAGUCAGACAGGCACAUCUAAAUUUAUUGUCCUUGAUUCUCAAGAACAGGCUGACGAAAUACAGGAAAAUUGGCCUGCUCUACAACUUCCAAUGUUUCAGAUGGACUUGCAGUCCAAUAAUAACAUACAGCCAAGCAAGACUAGGCGGUUGGGUCUGAUUGGGGACCUUUCUGAAGAUGAACGAAAAUUAGAAAAUGCUGAGGUGUUAGUGCCAGAUAGUGAGUUUGAGGGGACAAACCUGCACAGACAGAGAAGCUCCAGCAAAGGGUAUAGGUUACCAAG